Molecule: messenger RNA, 1251 nt
Organism: Eutrema salsugineum
Lineage: Eukaryota; Viridiplantae; Streptophyta; Magnoliopsida; Brassicales; Brassicaceae
Product: scarecrow-like protein 32
Exons: 1
Coding region: 1-1251 (416 amino acids)
Biological process (GO): regulation of DNA-templated transcription
Cellular component (GO): nucleus
Molecular function (GO): DNA-binding transcription factor activity; sequence-specific DNA binding
Source: RefSeq, a predicted model, not a curated record
AUGACCAAAACCCGGAUUCUCAACCCGACCCGAUUCCCUCCUCCCAAAUCCCUACGCUCCGGCGGCGGCGGCGGCGGCGGCGGCCACGCCAGCUUCAUGGAACAGCUCCUCCUCCACUGCGCCACCGCCAUAGACUCAAACGACGCCGCAUUGUCUCACCAAAUCCUCUGGGUCCUCAACAACAUCGCCCCACAAGACGGCGACUCCUCCACCAAACGCCUCACCUCCGCCUUCGUCCGCGCGUUACUCUCACGCGCCGUCACCAAAUCCCCCACACUCUUCUCCACCGUCUUCCAACCGCCAGCCACUGAACUCCACCGGUUCUCAGUCGUGGAGCUCGCCGGCUUCGUCGACCUCACUCCCUGGCACCGGUUCGGUUACAUCGCGGCCAACGCGGCUAUCUUAACCGCCGUGGAAGGUUACUCUACGGUUCACAUCGUUGACUUAAGUUUGACUCACUGUAUGCAAAUCCCUACUCUCAUAGACGCCAUGGCAAGCAAACUCAACAAACCUCCGCUUCUAAAACUCACCGUCGUCUCUUCCUCCACCUUCCCUCCGUUCAUCAACGUCUCUUACGAAGAGCUCGGAUCAAAACUCGUAAACUUCGCCACCACGAGAAACAUAGAAAUGGAGUUCUCAAUCAUACCUUCGACACACUCCGAUGGCUUCUCCUCCUUACUCCAACAAUUACGAAUCUACCCUUUUUCGUUCAACGAAGCACUCGUCGUUAACUGUCACAUGAUGCUCCGUUACAUCCCAGACGAAACCCUAACUCCUUCUUCUUCGUCUUUAUCUCUCCGGAACAUUUUCUUGAAACAGCUUCGUUCUUUGAACCCAACGAUCGUAACCCUAAUAGAAGAAGACGCGGAUCUCACAUCGGAGGAUCUUGUUUCGAGGUUGAGAUCGGCGUUUAACUACUUCUGGAUCCCUUUUGAUACGACGGACACGUUUGUGAGCGAGAAGAGACGGUGGUACGAGGCGGAGAUAAGCUGGAAGAUAGAAAACGUGGUGGCGAAGGAAGGUGCGGAGAGGGUGGAGAGAACGGAGACGAAGAGACGGUGGAUUGAGAGGAUGAGAGAAGCUGAGUUCGGUGGCGUUAGGGUUAAGGAAGAGGCGGUUGCUGAUUUGAAGGCGAUGCUGGAGGAGCACGGCGUUGGAUGGGGGAUGAAGAAGGACGAUGACGACGAGAGUCUUGUGCUGACGUGGAAAGGUCAUAGUGUUGUGUUUGCUACUGUUUGGGUACCGGUUUAA